UCGUUCCAGUCACAGUUUGCCUGCCUUUUUCUCCCGAUUCUCGAACACGUUUUCCUUGAAAAAAACUCCCAAAUCACGAUCCAGAGCUGCCUUGUUUUGUCGGCAACCUCCGCUGAUUGUCUCCCCCAAUCUCAGUUUCAUCUCACGGAUCGUCUGCCCUUCCGUGGUGUAGUCACCGACCCGUGAUUCAUCCGUCAGCUCCCGAGCAAAAGAGUCAAAAACUUUUUUUCUCUCUGAUUCCCUCGACUCUCGGCGCAUUCUGCACACGAUUCUUGAUUCCGGAAUCCGAUCUUUCCUCCGCUUCUGAUCGUUGUUUGUUCUCUCCGAAGAGAAAUAAAGACAUGGGUUGUUGCCUCACUAAGGACAAAGCUCCAGAGCCGCAGCAAAAUGGGUACAGAUCUGUGGGUGCGAAUUACCAGAGACCCUAUGAACAACAGCAGCAGCAGCAGCAGCAGCAGCAACAACCUGUCGUGGUUCAACAGCACAAGCCUCCUUCGAAUCAUUAUCAGCCCCAGCAAGUUGCGUUCAAGAACUCAGCCCCGUUCCCGAGCCCCAAGCCAGCCCAGAAGGUGGACACAAUCCUGGGCAAGCCCUAUGAAGAUGUCAAGUACCACUACGCACUCGGGAAAGAACUGGGUAGAGGUCAGUUUGGUGUCACUUAUCUCUGUACUGAGAUUGCCACUGGUCGGCAAUAUGCUUGUAAGUCCAUUUCAAAGAGGAAGCUUGUGUCCAAGAAUGAUAAGGAGGACAUGAGGAGGGAGAUUCAGAUCAUGCAGCAUUUGAGUGGCCAACCCAAUAUAGUGGAGUUCAAGGGUGCUUAUGAGGACCGGCAAUCGGUCCACCUCGUGAUGGAGCUCUGUGCCGGUGGCGAGCUUUUCGAUAGGAUCAUCGCCAAGGGGCACUACAGCGAGAGAGCCGCGGCUACAGUCUGCAGGGCGAUUGUAAAUGUUGUUCAUGCGUGCCAUUUCAUGGGUGUUAUGCAUAGGGAUCUCAAGCCUGAGAACUUCUUGUUGGCUAGCAGGAAUGAGAAUGCCCCCUUGAAGGCUACAGAUUUCGGAUUGUCCGUGUUCAUCGAAGAAGGCAAGGUGUACCGGGAUAUUGUCGGGAGUGCUUACUAUGUUGCUCCUGAGGUUUUGCGGCGUAAUUACGGGAAGGAAAUAGACGUUUGGAGUGCAGGAGUCAUACUUUAUAUCCUACUCAGUGGCGUGCCUCCAUUCUGGGCUGAAACAGAGAAGGGGAUAUUUGAUGCGAUACUGCAAGGAGAUAUCGAUUUUGAAAGUCAACCAUGGCCAACUAUAUCCACUAGUGCUAAGGACCUGGUCAAGAAAAUGUUAACGAAGGACCCGAAGAAAAGGAUUACUUCUGCACAGGUUUUAGAGCAUCAUUGGAUUAAGGAAGGUGGAAAUGCAUCAGACAAGCCAAUAGACAGCGCUGUCCUUUCAAGAAUGAAGCAAUUCAGAGCAAUGAACAAGUUGAAGAAACUUGCAUUGAAGGUAAUCGCUGAAAAUCUAUCUGAAGAAGAUAUUCAAGGGUUGAAAGCAAUGUUCGCGAAUAUGGAUACCGACAAGAGUGGAACGAUCACCUAUGAGGAGCUGAAGACUGGAUUGGCUCGGCUUGGAUCGAAGCUCACAGAGGCAGAAGUGAAGCAGCUGAUGGACGCAGCUGAUGUGGAUGGAAAUGGAAGUAUUGACUACAUUGAGUUCGUAACAGCUACAAUGCAUAGACACAAGCUAGAGUUAGAUGAACAUCUUUACAAAGCCUUCCAGUAUUUCGAUAAGGAUAAUAGUGGGUUCAUCACAAUGGAUGAAAUUGAGACAGCCAUGAGAGGAUAUGGAAUGGGAGAUGAAGACACUAUUAAAGAUAUUAUAGCCGAAGUUGACACAGACCAUGACGGCAGAAUCAACUACGAGGAGUUCUGUGCAAUGAUGAGAAGUGGAAACCAAAACCAGGGGAGACUGUUCUAGGCACCAAUCAACAACUAGGAGGGGCUCUUUCACGCCUACAGACGAACUAUUGUAAAUUGAAGUUAAGCACUCUAAAAUAUGGAAGCUGUUUCUUGACCUGGAAAGUUGAUUCUACUUCGAGAUAUAUUUUUGUUCGCCUGAGAUGCCAAAUAGAGGACGCAGCUCAUGGCAUUUUUUUGGGCCUUUCCUAUGGUUCAUUUUUGUACUGUCAAUUUCUUGAAGAUCACUGUGAGAGAAGAUGUCAUUUGAAAACACAGCCUGGCUGAAGAAGCUGCCUCUUUGCUGUUGUAAAUAAUUGUAAAAUCCUCUCUUUUGAACCUUCAUGGUUCCGAAACCUGAGAGGGGUAAAACCCGAGUACGGAGGAAUAUUGACUUUGUUUGCAGUUUUUUGUCUGAUUGAUAGUUCGAAUUGUUGUCAUCUUGCUUAAGGUUUGCCAUAAAUGAAGUAAUUGAUGGAGGUUACGGCAUUUUUAUU
This is a messenger RNA of Syzygium oleosum, 2439 nucleotides long. RefSeq names its product calcium-dependent protein kinase 2-like. The record is from RefSeq and is a predicted model, not a curated record. The coding region runs from base 342 to 1964 and encodes 540 amino acids. NCBI's taxonomy places the organism in Eukaryota, Viridiplantae, Streptophyta, Magnoliopsida, Myrtales, Myrtaceae. Gene Ontology annotation, cellular component: nucleus; cytoplasm. The transcript has 8 exons. Gene Ontology annotation, molecular function: ATP binding; calcium-dependent protein serine/threonine kinase activity; calmodulin binding. Gene Ontology annotation, biological process: peptidyl-serine phosphorylation; protein autophosphorylation; intracellular signal transduction.